Zea mays is the source of this 1627-nucleotide messenger RNA. RefSeq lists its product as uncharacterized. The transcript has a single exon. Lineage: Eukaryota; Viridiplantae; Streptophyta; Magnoliopsida; Poales; Poaceae. Bases 395 to 964 code for a protein of 189 amino acids. Gene Ontology annotation, molecular function: ubiquitin protein ligase activity. Gene Ontology annotation, biological process: protein ubiquitination. The record is from RefSeq and is a predicted model, not a curated record.
CGGUGCGGCGUGUGUGAGUGAAACUUACAACUAAGAGUUAACGAAGCAUGACACGCACACGCGUUAAAAACCUAUGAGCUUUUUUCUCAGCCGUGCGUGCAAGUCGCCGGCCGGUGGCACUGGCAGGGCCAUUUACAUUGUGCGCCUAGCAUUAUUGCUCUUAUUAGGUAGGGCCGGCUCCUCCAAACAUAGGCGCCCCCCCAAAACAAACCCUUGUUCCGGUCCUUUCUCUCUCUUUAUAUAUAGACCCCACACCACCUCCCCUCUUCUCCCUCCUCCCUCAUUAUCUCUCUCUCCCAAGCUCUUUCUACCGUUUCUCUUCUAGUCGAGCGGGGAAAACAAAGAAACAAAAAAGCAAGGAAGCAGCUGCACGCACGCCGUCGCCUGGCCGGCCAUGGGGUUCCCGUCGGUGUGCUACUGCGUGAUCCUGCCGCAGCCGCUCAUCCUGGUGCUGCAGCUGCUGGACUUCCUGCGGCACGCCGUGCUGCUCUGCCUCUCCUCGCUGGGCCUCGCGGCGCCGCCGGCCGCCGACGACCAUCCGGCCUACGCCUACGCGGCGCCGCCGCCGCCGCCGUCGGACCUCUGGGCACUGCAGCCGUCGUCCCUGCAGCAGCAGCAGCAGCAGGCGGCGGCGGCGGCCCUGGCGCCGCCGCCCACGCCGGCAGCCAUCAAGGCCCGCCUGCCCGCCGUCCGGUACGCCGACCUGCUCGGGGCCCGCCGCGCCCCGCCGGGCCCGGCCGUCUGCGCCGUGUGCCUCGGCGCGCUCCAGGCGCGGCACCGCGUCCGCGAGCUCGGCAACUGCGCGCACGCCUUCCACAAGGCCUGCAUCGACAAGUGGGUCGACAAGGGCCAGGCCACCUGCCCGCUCUGCCGCGCCUUCCUCCUCCCCGGCCUCAGCGCCGGAGACGGCGACGGCGACGGCGACGGCGAGCUCGCCUCCUCCUCCUUCCCUUUCUCCUUCUGAACCCACGCGUAGUACGUACGUACGUACGCGCGCGUGCUCCAGCCGACAAGCAAAAGUGAAGGCGCACGGCCGGCGGCGUGCGUAGUACGUGUACGUACGUCCCUGCAGCCCGGCGGCCGAUUGGGAGGCAGAGCAAGGUCAGUAGCAAAGCCACCUACCUACUUACUACACUACUCCUGCUAGCUGAUGAGACACGAGCCCCGUCGUACGGCCGGCCCCGGUCCUGUGACCAUCCAUGGAUCCCGAUGAGACGAGCAAGGAAACAGAGGAGAGAGAAGAGGAGGUGUCAGUGAGCGUGAGGUGGUGCAGUAUUAUUGGUAGGUGAGGCACAAAUUAUGAGGAGGACAGGGAUGGCUACCUGCAUUGGAUCUGGUGGAUGCGUAGAUCCAUCCACUCCGCACUGCUCCACCCUUUUCUCCUGCAGUGCAGCUCCAAUUCACACCCCCCCUCUCUCUUUCUCUCUCUUUUGUUUAUUAAUUAAUAAUUAUUAGUUUCCUUUUCUUUUUUUUUCUUUCUCUCUCUAUCUUUCUUUCUUUUUUCUGUGGUCCCUCCUAUAUAUUAUUAACUUGAUCUGCGAGGGGAACCAGGAGAGAUGUGCGUUGUACAUAGCUGCCUCCACUUGACAAUAAUAUUAUUGCAACGGAACAAAUCCCUUGUCUCUCA